Messenger RNA from Fusarium pseudograminearum CS3096, 1473 nucleotides. RefSeq lists its product as uncharacterized. The record is from RefSeq and is a predicted model, not a curated record. Bases 1 to 1473 code for a protein of 490 amino acids. Lineage: Eukaryota; Fungi; Ascomycota; Sordariomycetes; Hypocreales; Nectriaceae. The transcript has 5 exons.
AUGGUGGGUGUUCCUGGUAGAUCCAAGGGAUGUAUCACAUGUCGCAAACGCAAGAAAGGAUCUAUCUGGCUCAACAGUAAAGGGUCAGAACAAACAUCUUAUACCAAGUCGCCACAAAGAGACAGCCUUGACACAAAACCCAUCUCAAAGCCACCCCGUGCAUCUAUAAUAACGCUACAUGACUCACUUGUCAGGACAGCCAGAACUCAAAAGUUCACUGGACUUUUCUGGGUGGAUUAUCUCUCAGGGGGGAACGGCUUCUCGCUCAAGGCUUCGGGUACAACGAGCUUCCAACGUAUGAGACUCUAUGAGGAUUUGAGUCAGGUAGAGCCUGCUCUUCAAUAUGUUGCGAUGGCACUGAGCACGGCUACUCUUGGCGCAAACAGAAACGAUAUGCAACUCACGCGAAAGAGUCAACAGGCAUAUGGCUUGGCGUUGCAGCAAAUGGCUGUCUCUUUAAAUUCGUUCAGACAAGACAAGGAUGGUAUGCUCGCGGCCAUUCAGCUGAUGCGAGUUUACGAACAAUUGUUUGGCACGGCUUUCAUCGACGACCCAAGAAGACCCACAGCUCAAGGCUUCAAAAAACACAUCGAUGGUGAAACAGCACUCAUCUUAAGCCGAGGCCCCGGUGAUAUCUGGUCUUCUAUGGGUCGCCAGCUGUUGGCUGAUGGAUGUCUUACUCUGAUCAAUGCCUGUAUUUCUAGAAGAACAAGAUCACCUUUCAGUCAACAGCAGUGGAAGCGAACACCACUUUGGCGCUCAGUGACUAACUCGCCACUCAACAAGCUCAUUGACAUCUUGGUAGAGGUCCCAGGUCUUCUGGAAGACUUGGAUUUUUUUCGGCAAGCGUCUCAUUCGAUGAAAUCAGAAGAGCUGGCCGAUACGCUCAAGGAUGCAUGCCGUGAGUGCGAGUUUGACCUCUUAGCUUGGGAGGUAGAAAUAGGCGAUAUUCUCACGACUUACGACUAUACCGUCAUGGGGAAAGUCUUACCUCAUCCCAACAAUGACGACGAUCUAGCUGUUAUUUACUUGAGCUGUUACUAUUGGAUGACUUGUCUAAUGGUAUACUCAACACUGGGCUUCUAUGAACUUGAAGAAACAGAGACCGGCACAGAACGCCAUCUUAUGGAUUGUCCAAGUCAGAGAAUCGCCACAACUUAUGCCUACCGCAUCGCGCACGCAAUUCAUCUGCUAUUCCAACCACCAGCGGGGGACUACAGCUCCGUGGCUGCUUUCUUCCCUCUAGGAAACGCUAUACGGUAUCUCAUCAUGACGGAAACAUACGGUGGCCAAAGAAUGAUGAGCAACGAGAGAUUAUUGCUCACGAAAGUCUUUACAGGACCGUUGCUAGGGAGUUUUGUUGGUCAGUUUUUGAAGAAUCUGCAGGCCGAUGAUGGUGUAGACUAUGGUUAUCCUGCAGAAAGGCUGAGAGCUGGGGUACCGGACAUGCCCGUGGAAGGAGCAUGUCUUUGA